AUGACAGACUGUGCCCCCAUUGGCAAGAGGCUCUUCUUACGGCGUUAUGCGCAAGCCAAGAACGAUGCCAUCAAAGAAAGGAAUAUCCGAAGUGGCUGGAAGGCAUCAGGAUUGUGGCCAGUCAACCUAGACAAACCUCCUGAUGAGCCGUCUACUGUUGAACCCAACCAGCCAGUCAGUCAGUCAGCCAGUCAGUCAGUCAGCCAGUCAGUCAGUCGUCGGCUAAUCAAGACUCCAAACCGCAGCCAGGAGGUCCACAGAUUGAUAUCAACAAAUGUCCGUCUACGACGACUGCAAACAAUAGACCCAGUGGCUAGGAGUCUUUUCAAAAAGGUGGGCAAAAGCCUUGACAAUACAGCCAUCAAGGUAGCUAGUCAAGAACAGAAGAUCCGGGCACUGGAAGCUGAGGUAGAUAGACUAAGGCCGAGAAAAAGGAAGAAAGUCAGGAUGGAUCCCAACACCCGGUUUGCCCAGAUUGAACAGAUCAUGCAGGCUAAAAAAGCACUUGCGAAGCAGCUAGAACUCUCAGAGAAAUUACCUAGGACACUCGAGGCCUUACGUUCAGGCCAAAUCAAAAGCAUUCGCAAGGCUGCAGCCGCAUUUGACGUACCGAAUAGGAUUUUACAAGAACGCGUCAAGGGGGUGCUACACGUCAACAAGCGCAAGUCAAGAGUCGAAAGCUACUCCCGACCGAAGAAUCUGCCCUGA
Messenger RNA from Chaetomium globosum CBS 148.51, 708 nucleotides. RefSeq lists its product as uncharacterized. The coding region runs from base 1 to 708 and encodes 235 amino acids. Lineage: Eukaryota; Fungi; Ascomycota; Sordariomycetes; Sordariales; Chaetomiaceae. The record is from RefSeq and is a predicted model, not a curated record. The transcript is spliced from 3 exons. Gene Ontology annotation, molecular function: DNA binding.